Molecule: messenger RNA, 718 nt
Organism: Solanum verrucosum
Lineage: Eukaryota; Viridiplantae; Streptophyta; Magnoliopsida; Solanales; Solanaceae
Exons: 4
Coding region: 69-548 (159 amino acids)
Biological process (GO): intracellular sterol transport
Molecular function (GO): sterol binding
Source: RefSeq, a predicted model, not a curated record
UUGUGUUUUUGUUUUUUUUAACUGUUUCCUUCAUUAUCUCUUCCGUUUUUUGUGCUUUGCUUCAAUCAAUGGCAAUGGCAGCUAUGAAACUCUUCGUCACUCUUAUCUUCUUACUAUGUCUUGUCUCUCCACUCACUUCAGCUGAAUCCACCGAUUUCCAGUAUUGCAAUAAAAAGGCCAAUUAUGAUGUUAAGGUCAGUCAAAUAAAUAUAACACCCUAUCCUGUUAAGGGAGGUAGAACAACAACAUUCAGUAUUAUUGCAGACACAGGUAAGAAUCUCACUGGAGGAAAGCUGGUGAUUGAUGUCAACUAUUUGUUCUUUCAUGUCCACCAAGAGACCAUCGAUCUUUGUAAAGAGACAUCUUGCCCAGCAUCCGGUGAUUUCGUCAUUUCCCACUCACAAGAGUUGCCUGGAUUUACUCCACCUGGAUCAUACACUCUGACAAUGAAGAUGAUGGAUGAAAAGAAUAAGCAACUGUCAUGCAUAACUUUUAGCUUCAGCAUCAGUUUGUUUGACGAAUCGCAGGCCUUAUCAGCAUCUAGCUAGGUGGUCCGAGAACCUAGUGACAAAUAAUGGUUCUGUUCUCCAGAACUGUUUCUGCUUAAUGUGUAGUACUUGUAUUUUGUGAAGUAUUAUGUGUUCUGUGGCUUUUUCUUGUACCUCUUAAUUAGUACUGGUUUACUCAGAAACUCAAGAGAACUGUGUUUCUUUGUCCC